Molecule: messenger RNA, 1518 nt
Organism: Sinocyclocheilus rhinocerous
Lineage: Eukaryota; Metazoa; Chordata; Actinopteri; Cypriniformes; Cyprinidae
Product: zinc-binding protein A33-like
Exons: 6
Coding region: 1-1401 (466 amino acids)
Molecular function (GO): zinc ion binding; protein binding
Source: RefSeq, a predicted model, not a curated record
AUGGCCUCCAAGCAGUCACAUCUCGCAGAAGACCUGUCAUGCCCCAUCUGUGGAAACAUCCUACAAAUGCCCGUAGUGCUGUUUUGCAGACAUCGCUUCUGUAAACUCUGUCUGGAGAGCCUGUGGAAUGGUGGAGGAUCUUGCGAAUGCCCCCUUUGCUGUCAGCCAUCAUCUAUGGGGGAGCUCAUAGUCAACACCACGCUUGAAAAGACCUGCGAGGGCUUUCUGGAGCACUGCAAAAAUGACCCUCUUGCGUGCAAGGAGCAUGGUGAGACCUUGACGCUCUUUUGUUUGGAGGACCUGGAACCCACUUGUAGCAAAUGCAAAUCAUCUGCCAAUGCCAACCACAAGGGGCACAGGUUAUAUCCCUUAAAUGAAGCUUCACAUGACUGCAAGGAGGAACUCAAAAAUGCUUUGAAACCACUUCAGCAAAAACUGAAGCUCUUUCGAAAAGCAAAACGCACUUGUGAGCAAACAAUAGAUCAUAUUAAGAGUCAGGCAGAGAACACAGAGAGGCAGAUACGAGAGGAGUUUGAGACACUGCACCAGUUCCUGCGAGACGAGGAGGCAUCCAGGCUUUCCAUGCUAAAGCAGGAGAAGGAUCAGAAAAGGCAGAUGAUGAACGAUAAGAUUGAAGAUUUGGAGAAUGACAUCACUUCACUUAGCAACACUAUAAGAAUUGUUGAACAGGAGAUGAGAUCUCAGGAUAUACCAUUCCUCAAGAAUUAUAAAGACACCAUAAAGAGAACCUGGCGUAUUCCCCAGGAUCCAGAGAUGAUAACUGGUUCACUGCUUGAUGUAGUCAAACAUCUAGGCUCAUUAAAGUUUAAAGUCUGGGAAAGAAUGAUGGAAAUCAUUCAAUAUACUCCAGUGACUCUUGAUCCAAACACUGCGGCAAGCUGCUUCCUCCUGUCAGAGGAUCUGACUACAAUACAGUGCUGCUCUCAGACCUUUAAACUCCCAGAAAACCCUGAGCGCUUCGAUAUAGGUGCAGAGGUGCUGGGCUACGAGGGCUUCAGCUCUGGGCGACACAGCUGGGACGUGGAGGUCAAAAACAACACCUACUGGGUCAUUGGAGUUGCAAGCACAUCCAUCAGCCGGAAGGGAAAGCACGUGUUGACCCCUGCAGAGGGAUUCUGGACCAUUAGGCUACGAAACGGAGAGUAUAAAGCCUGUACUGCCCCAUGGUCCCCUCUCACUAUGACUAAGGAGCCGCAGGUGGUGAGGAUCGUAUUGGACAUGAACAGGUCCAGGGUGACUUUCUACGACCCACGGGAGAGAACGCCUCUGUUCACCUUCACGGACAUCAUCACUCCGAGAGCAUUCCCAUACUUCUGCAGCGCCUGUAAGGAGCACCCACUGAAAGUGUUGCCAGCGUGGAUCUCUAUUAAGACAGACUGAUGUGAAGAACGUCCCUCUCAGCAUUUCUUUCCUCAAGUCUCACCUCUCAUGUUAAGCCCAGCUCACACUGUGCGAAUUUGGCCACGAUUUGGUCGUCUGAGACAAAUUUUAAAAAUC